CCGCUGCAGCCUGUAGGAGCGGUCGGUUCCUCCCAGCAGCCUCACAGUUCAGAGGGAAAGCUUUUCUUCUCACAGCAGCAGAGGGGAUUUUUCUGACUGCACACGCCGGAUAUUCAUCACAUUAAAAAACACACUCACGACUGAAAGCGGACACUUUCCCGGGUCGUGUAUCCCUCCACGUCCCACCUCUCCGAUUUUCGCCGUCGUUGCUUUUUUUUUCUUUUUCAUUUAUAUAUAUAUUUUCUCUUGUACGUGGUUUCCCUCCUGAGAGUAUCUCUGUGGCGCACUCAGGUUUCUGUAGCUGACAUGGUAGAUUAUCACGCUGCUAAUAAUCAAUCCUCGACCGGGGGUGUGCAGACAUACAUGGAGCAAGAGAAUGAUUGGGACCGGGACCUGCUCCUGGACCCGGCUUGGGAGAAACAGCAGAGGAAGACAUUCACAGCGUGGUGUAACUCCCACCUGCGGAAGUCAGGCACUCAGAUCGAAAACAUAGAGGAGGACUUCAGGGAUGGGCUCAAACUCAUGCUGCUGCUGGAGGUCAUCUCAGGCGAGAGGUUAGCCAAGCCAGAGCGAGGUAAGAUGAGGGUCCACAAGAUCAACAACGUUAACAAAGCCCUGGACUUCAUCGCCAGCAAAGGAGUCAAACUGGUCUCCAUUGGUGCAGAGGAAAUCGUGGACGGAAACGCCAAGAUGACCCUGGGAAUGAUCUGGACCAUCAUCCUCCGCUUCGCCAUCCAGGACAUCUCUGUAGAAGAGACCUCUGCGAAGGAGGGUCUUCUCUUGUGGUGCCAGAGGAAGACCGCUCCCUACAAGAAUGUCAACGUGCAGAACUUCCACAUUAGCUGGAAGGACGGUCUCGCCUUCAACGCUCUGAUCCACAGACACAGACCUGACCUAAUCGAUUACGACAGCCUCAGAAAGGACGACCCAGUGACCAAUCUGAACAACGCCUUUGAGGUGGCUGAGAAACACCUGGACAUCCCCAAGAUGUUGGACGCAGAAGACAUUGUGAACACUGCUCGUCCAGAUGAGAAAGCCAUAAUGACUUAUGUGUCCAGUUUCUACCAUGCCUUCUCUGGAGCACAGAAGGCUGAGACAGCCGCGAAUCGUAUCUGCAAAGUGCUGGCCGUCAACCAGGAGAACGAGCAAAUGAUGGAGGACUACGAGAAACUGGCCAGUGAGCUGCUGGAGUGGAUCCGUCGGACCAUCCCCUGGCUGGAGAAUCGAACCCAGGAGAAGACCGUAAAUGACAUGCAGGCGAAACAGGAGGACUUCAGAGACUACCGCUGCGUCCACAAACCACCCAAGGUCCAAGAGAAAUGCCAGCUGGAGAUCAGCUUCAACACUCUGCAGACUAAACUGAGACUCAGCAACAGACCUGCCUUCAUGCCAUCAGAGGGACGCAUGGUGUCUGAUAUCAAUGGAGCAUGGCACUCUCUGGAGGGAGCAGAAAAAGGCUACGAGGAGUGGAUCCUCAGCGAGAUCAGACGUCUGGAGAGACUGGAACAUUUGGCCGAGAAGUUCCACCAGAAGGCCGCCAUCCAUGAAUCCUGGACCGAUGGUAAGGAGGCCAUGCUGACCCAGAAGGACUACGAGACCUGCACCCUGUCAGAAGUCAAGGCGUUGCUACGGAAACACGAGGCCUUUGAGAGCGACCUGGCGGCCCAUCAGGACCGAGUGGAGCAGAUCGCCGCCAUCGCACAGGAACUUUACUCGCUGUCAUACGCCGACUCUGCCAGCGUCAACGCUCGCUGUCAGAAGAUCUGUGAUCAGUGGGACUCCCUGGGAACACUCACCCAGAGCCGCAAAGAGUCACUGGAGAGGACAGAGAAGCAGCUUGAGUCGAUAGAUGAGCUUUACCUGGAGUACGCCAAGAGAGCAGCGCCCUUCAACAACUGGAUGGAGGGGGCGAUGGAGGACCUGCAGGACAUGUUCAUCGUCCACAAUAUUGAGGAGAUCCAGGGUCUGAUCACAGCCCACGAGCAGUUCAAGUCCACCCUGGCGGAGGCCAACAAGGAGCGGGAGGCCAUCCAGGCCAUCCAGGCUGAGGUGCAGAAGAUCGCCCAGAGCAACGGCAUCAAGCUGAGUGGAGCUAACCCCUACACCACCAUCACACCUGAGAGCAUCGACAACAAAUGGGAGAAGGCGAUGGACAUGGUGCCGCUGCGUGAUAACGCGCUACAGGAUGAGCUGAACAAGCAGAACUCCAACGACAGUCUGAGAGCCAAGUUCGCCACUCAGGCCAACACGGUUGGCGCCUAUAUACAGGCCAAAAUGGAGGAAAUUGGCAGGAUAUCCAUUGAAAUGAACGGCACUCUGGAGGACCAGCUGACCAACCUGAAGGAUUACCAGACGACCAUCUUGUCUUACAUGCCUGAAAUUAACACGCUGGAGGGGUCCCAUCAGCUCAUCCAGGAGGCCCUCAUCUUCGAUAACCAAUACACUUCCUACACAAUGGAGCACCUCCGUGUGGGUUGGGAGCAGCUGCUGACCACCAUCGCCAGAACCAUCAACGAGGUGGAGAACCAGAUCCUGACGCGUGACGCCAAGGGCAUCAGCCAGGAGCAGCUCUACGAGUACCGCGCCUCCUUCAACCACUUUGACAAGGAUCACAGUGGGGCACUGAUGGCCGAGGAGUUCAAGGCCUGUUUGAUCAGUCUGGGCUACGAUGUGGAGAACGACCCACAGAAGCGAUCAGGACAGAUGGUCUCAGAAGAUUUCCGGGCUCUACUCAUUUCUACAGGAAACAGCCUGGGAGACAGCGAGUUUGCUCGCAUCAUGAGCAUAGUGGACCCCAACGGCAGCGGCGCCGUCACCUUCCAGGCCUUCAUUGACUUCAUGUCCAGGGAAACGACCGACACAGACUCCGCAGACCAGGUCAUCGCCUCCUUCAAGAUCCUGGCCGCUGAUAAGAACUUCAUCACGGCCGAUGAGCUGAGGAGGGAGCUCCCCCCCGACCAGGCGGAGUACUGCAUCGCCCGCAUGGCGCCCUACACAGGGCCCGACGCCAUCCCCGGAGCCCUCGACUACAUGUCCUUCUCCACCGCCCUGUACGGAGAGAGCGACCUGUAGACGAGGACUGGACAGACGAGGGAGGGAGGGAGAGGAGAAAGAGGAGGGAGGUAGAGUUAUUUUUUGCGUAGAGAAGAAGCCAGGAAUCGAGCGUUUGGAAGAAUUUGAUUGGUGGUUGUGAGGUGUCCCUGCGUGUGCCGGUUUAGAAAUGUUUAAGACUCUGAGCUUGUUGAUUGAACUGUAGUUAGGUUUGGCCUGUCGAAAGUGUUCCAGCUCCGUUGUGUCGUGAACAGAUCAAGAAUUUGUUGUAAAAGGUUUUUUAUGAACGGGCAUAUCCAGGGGCAGCUGUGGGACGGGGACAGUUGCUCUGUAGUGCGGGUCCUUAGCUUCACCCUCUCUGCCUUUUUGGGGUUAAACUGGGGAGGGAUGAGGGAGGGGGGGGGGCACAAGCUAAUCUGAUACUUAUGCUAAUUUUUGUUUAUUUUAUUAUAAUUUCUUUCUUCUUGCCAGGGGGGUUCAGGGUGUAAGGGGGGGCAGGGUGGUGUGGGUUUGACGUGGCCACUGGCGAGGUUUGUGUAUUAGAUCCUAGAGAAAUAUAUGCUGCGGGGUAAGGGGUCGUGAGGGUGGUGUUGACCAACCAGAGAUAACAUGACAUAUUUACCCAUAAUUCCCAUGUUGCUGGAUAAAGUGACCUGUCUAAUCUCAGCUCUUUUCCUCCUCCUGUCUUUGAUAAUUUCUUGUUUUUGUUUAUUUUCUGGAGCUGGUGGGUGGUGGGGUGUGGUCGGGUGGGGACUGGUCGGUGCAGGUGGGAGGGUGGAGCUCAGCGCUGUACAUACUUUUUUUCUUUCAGUGCGAAUAAUGUCAUACACAGUCCCAGUUGUUGAGAAUAAUUGAUCGCAGGCUUUCCAGUAGGGCAAAGUAGAGUGACAUUUAUUAAAAAACUAAAAUGACAAAACGCCAAUGAUAGUAACACAGAGAGAGCAGUUUCACCAGUGGAUAGGUUUGAGCUUCCAGAAGUCUUUUUCUUCAGGUUUUUUUUCUUUUCGCAAUGGAAAAAACUCAUGGAAAAAGUUGGUAGCCAUGAAGUUGAGCCUUGUGUACCUAAAGGCCUUCUCCUGUAUAAAUCCCAUGACAGGCAUCACCAUAAUUAUCAACAAAUAUUUGCUUCUGUGAAACUAUUCUCCUCCUGGGGUGGGCUAUAGGUGCUUAUUUAAAUACAAAAACUAUACAUUUAUAUGAUAGGUAAGAUUGUAGUAGUCAAAGUUAGUCCAGUUUUAUAUACCAGAAAUCGCACACAUGCAGAAAUAUAUACACAUCAUUUCAUGGAUGCAUUUGAUUGGCUGAAUGAAGGUUUUUUGCACUUCCUGGAUUUUUUAGAGCUACCAUAGUAACGCGCUGUGGAGCUCCCCCGGUGACUUUUGGAAAAAUGGUGGAAGUAAUAAAAUAAAACAAAAUAAAUGUGCCUAUUGGUGGCUACAGCCCUGUCCCUCUCGCUCUCUCUUACACUCUCCCACAUCUUCCCUGUUCUCUCCCCCAUCCCUACAUCCUCUUAUUUGUCUCUGAAGAAAAGGGAAAGAAAAUUUACCGCAAGGAAGGAGGGAGUGGAAAGAUUGGGGAGGGGUCUUUAUGUAAACAUUCCAUUAUGUGCAAAUAAAAAAUAUUAGAAAAAGGAAAUUGUCAUGUGAAAAAAAUAAAAACUAUGCAAUCAUAAUGUGUUGAAUAUCUGAGCUCUGGGGAAAGUUGUGGGCUUCAAUCAGGCCCUUUCUGAGAAAGUUCUGUGUCUAAAUUAAAUGGAGGAUAACAGAUUUCUCCAGUGUAUGUUGGUUUACGGGAGAGAGGAGGGGGAGACUGAGGGAGGGGCAGACAGGGAAGGAACGGAGAAGAAAAGACUCGGACCAAAAGCUUGUUUCUUUUUUUCUUUCUCUUUUUUUCCCUGCGAGGUUGGAGAGAAAUGAACUCUGGAAUUGUGAUUUUCCUUUUUUUGUACUCUUUAAUAUCAAACCUUAUCUGCUGUACUGGAAACUGCAACGCCUUCUGUCUCUAAUGAUAAGUGAGUUUCACAAAGCACACAUAAAAGUUUCCUUACAAAAUA
Messenger RNA from Cottoperca gobio, 5104 nucleotides. It is a transcript of the gene actn4, whose product is annotated as actinin, alpha 4. The record is from RefSeq and is a predicted model, not a curated record. NCBI's taxonomy places the organism in Eukaryota, Metazoa, Chordata, Actinopteri, Perciformes, Bovichtidae. The transcript has 23 exons. Gene Ontology annotation, molecular function: calcium ion binding; protein binding. Bases 307 to 3072 code for a protein of 921 amino acids.